AUGGAGGAGGAGGUCGACGAGGGGAAGAAGGAAAGGGACAAACGCAGUAGCAAUCAUGACGACUCCCUGUAUGAUGAAUUAUUUUCUCUCAUUUGCGCGGACAAGGAAAUUGUUAAAAAGGAGGCCUUCAAAAUUUUGCUGGGUCUGAUUGACACUGAGUCGAUGGUGGCGUACAUACAGCGCAACGAGAAGAAAUGUUUAAAGAUUUUGAUUUCCGGGCUGAACUCGGAUUACGAGGUGGUUGCGCUCCAGUGCCUGGUGAACUUGUCCGCCCACAUCCCCAAGGAACUGAUCCGGAGGAACCUCAUCGAAAUUGUGUUCGACCUGCUGAGGGACGAGGAGGAGGCCCAGGAGAGAAGCCACACGGAGCUGUACAUCAUGCUGGUGGCCAACCUGUCCAGGGAGAAGGCGGGCUUAUACAAAAUUUUGGACCUUCCAGAGGGGCAGAAGCAGGAGGGGGAGAAGCAGGAAGAGACGCAGCCGCAGCCGCAGCCGCAGGAGAGCAGAGAGCUGGCCGUGAGCCACUACCUCAACAAGCUGCUGCACCUCUUCUCCAAGCCAAUCGUCACCGCCACGAUUAACAAGCAGGUCACAGACAAGUAUUUCUUCAUCGCCCACAUUUUAAUAAACGUGUCGUCCGUGAAAGAGUGCGCCCACUUUUUCAAAAGCGUCAUUCUAUUAAACAUGCUGAGCAAGCAGAUGCUCCAGCAGGAGAGGUGCGCAGCUGUGCUGCAGUGCGUAAUUAACCUUUGCAUGAGUGAAACUCUCCAUCCGUAUAUCUUUCAUGAAGAGUGCAAUUUGAUGCCUCGUGUCCUUUCCCUUGUGUAUACCCGUGAAAAGGGUAGCAACGAUGAGUUUGCAGCGCUCCCCUCGAUCGCCACUAGCCAGAAGGGGGCCAACAAAGACUCAGUGCAUCCGCUCAUUCUUGACAUGUCGACUGUGCUCACCCCCUCCACGGAUGUAAAAAACAGAGUUAUGAUUCUUUUGCGCAACUUGUUUUCGAGGGAGCUCGCCAGGCAAAAGCUCCGCAGCUACGGCGUCGAGCACGUCCUGAGGAACUGGCUGCUGCACGAGAAGAACACGGGCAUCACGUAA
This is a messenger RNA of Plasmodium vivax (malaria parasite P. vivax), 1095 nucleotides long. RefSeq lists its product as hypothetical. The coding region runs from base 1 to 1095 and encodes 364 amino acids. NCBI's taxonomy places the organism in Eukaryota, Apicomplexa, Aconoidasida, Haemosporida, Plasmodiidae. The record is from RefSeq and is a predicted model, not a curated record. The transcript is spliced from 3 exons.